AUGAGUAUUUCCAACCCAUACUCUGCUAGCUUUAAGCUUCAGCAGCAGCAGCAGCAGCAGCAAAAGUCCUCUGCACAGGUGUAUCGGCCUAAGUCUGUCAAGCGCUCAACGACAAAUUUGACUCUUCUGGCCGAUGGGCUGAACCCUAAAAGAGAGGGAGGACAGGUUCGAAAGGGCGCGAACAAGGAGGACGACUUUAGAAUUGCUAAUCUGGGAGCACGGACUUCUAGCAUAUAUAGCAAUGAGGGGCCUCGACAGGGUCUCGGUGCAUAUUCUCCGGACUACCAGGUGAUGGAGGCAGCCAAGAUCAAAGGAAACUACCCCACCUCACUCCCCUUUAUUGUUCCCCACGCAGAUGGAGAUAGAACACUCUCGUUGGUCGCCAAGGAAUCUAUCUACUCUGGCGUCUUCAAAGCAAAGCUCAACAUUCCGCGGCCGACUGACGAGGUAUUUGAUAUGCCUGUUGUCAGUCGCUCGGGAGAACGUGUCCUACUUUCGGAUCAUUUGACGGUGUUUCAGUUUCCUGCUCAUUUGCCCGUCGCAAAGAUGACACGCACUCAGAGUGCCGCCCGGGCACGGUCCCAGUCUGCUCCCGGCCCUAUCUCAUCUAUCCUCGCCACUGGAUCGCAUGGCGACGGCCGAUCACUUGCUAGUUACCUACAGAAAGACGGUGCAAUGGUGCCGCCGGGUGGCUCUACUGACACUGUAUCCUCCCAACAAUCUGAUGUACCCACGGUGCAAAAUAAAAGUCCUAUUACUACUUUUGGAGAAGGAAAGAUAGGGAGGCUCUUGCGCUACCGGUCCGGUAAAGUUGUUCUGGUCCUGAACGGUGGCAUCACCAUGAACUUAACCCAGGGAAAUAAGGCAGAUUUUGCAGAGCUUCUGUACUCCCUGGAUGCUCAGAAGCAGACUGCCCAUGCUCUUGGACCGAUUCUUGGACGUGGCACCUUUGCAGUUGAUUGCUUGGAAUAG
Molecule: messenger RNA, 972 nt
Organism: Giardia duodenalis
Lineage: Eukaryota; Fornicata; Diplomonadida; Hexamitidae
Product: RNA polymerase III RPC4
Exons: 1
Coding region: 1-972 (323 amino acids)
Biological process (GO): transcription by RNA polymerase III
Cellular component (GO): RNA polymerase III complex
Molecular function (GO): DNA binding
Source: RefSeq, a predicted model, not a curated record